This is a messenger RNA of Capra hircus (goat), 7223 nucleotides long. RefSeq names its product integrin subunit beta like 1 (gene ITGBL1). The coding region runs from base 249 to 1739 and encodes 496 amino acids. Gene Ontology annotation, molecular function: integrin binding. Gene Ontology annotation, cellular component: integrin complex; focal adhesion; cell surface. The transcript has 11 exons. Gene Ontology annotation, biological process: cell migration; cell-matrix adhesion; cell adhesion mediated by integrin. The record is from RefSeq and is a predicted model, not a curated record. NCBI's taxonomy places the organism in Eukaryota, Metazoa, Chordata, Mammalia, Artiodactyla, Bovidae.
ACUCUCCACUUGAGGGGUUUGGUACCAGCACCCCGCCCAGAGCGCUGCCGCCCAAACCCUCGCAGGCAGCUCGUCCACGCCCUCGCAGCUCCGGGUAGAGCCCGGGUCCUGUACGCCUGGGUGUUUGUGGGUCCCUCUGCCCGGCCGUCUGCUGGGGGCACCUCUCCCCCCUCGGUCUCCCCGCCCCCCGCCCCUUGGAGCCCCACCUCGCAGCCACGCUCCUUGCUUCUGCAGCCUGGAAACUCAGCAUGCGUCCCGCAGGCUUGGGGAGCGUCUUGCUGCUGGUGUCCUCCCUUCUCCUGCCAGGGGGGCUGUCAGCUGUUCCGCAAAGCUUUUCGCCGUCUCUGAGGAGCGGCCCGGGCGCCGCCGCGUGCAGGCUGUCCCGGGCCGAGUCGGAGCGCCGGUGCCGCGCGCCCGGGCAGCCCCCAGGGGGCGCUCUGUGCCACGGCCGCGGCCGCUGCGACUGCGGGGUGUGCAUCUGUCACGUGAGCGAGCCCGGCGUGUACUUCGGGCCCCUGUGCGAGUGCCACGAGUGGGUGUGCGAGGCCUACGACGGCAGCACCUGUGCAGGCCACGGUAAGUGUGACUGUGGCAGAUGCAAGUGUGAUGAAGGAUGGUUUGGUGACGCUUGCCAGUACCCAACCAACUGUGACCUGACCAAGAAAAAGAGUAACCAGAUGUGCAAGAAUUCUCAAGACAUCAUCUGCUCUAAUGCAGGUACAUGUCACUGUGGCAGGUGUAAAUGUGAUAAUUCAGAUGGAAAUGGACUUGUUUAUGGUAAAUUUUGUGAGUGUGAUGACAGAGAAUGCAUAGAUGAUGAAACAGAAGAAAUCUGUGGAGGCCACGGAAAGUGUUACUGUGGAAACUGUUACUGCCAGGCUGGUUGGCAUGGAGAUAAAUGCGAAUUCCAGUGUGACAUCACCCCCUGGGAGAGCAAGCGAAGAUGUACAUCUCCAGAUGGCAAAGUCUGCAGCAACAGAGGGAUUUGUGUGUGCGGUGAAUGUUCUUGCCACGAUGUGGACCCCACUGGAGACUGGGGGGAUAUUCAUGGGGACACCUGUGAGUGUGAUGAGAGGGACUGCCGGGCUGUCUAUGACAGAUAUUCUGAUGACUUCUGUUCCGGUCACGGGCAGUGUAACUGUGGAAGAUGUGACUGCAAAGUAGGCUGGUAUGGGAAGAAGUGUGAACACCCACGUUCCUGCCCGCUGUCAACGGAGGAGAGCAUCAGAAAGUGCCAGGGAAGUGCCACUCUGCCAUGCUCGGGAAGGGGUAAGUGUGAAUGUGGCAAGUGCACUUGCUACCCGCCGGGAGACAGCAGGGUGUACGGCAAGACGUGUGAAUGUGACGAUCGGCGCUGUGAAGAUUUGGAUGGCGUGGUCUGUGGAGGCCAUGGGGCAUGUUCCUGCGGUCGCUGUGUUUGUGAGAAAGGAUGGUUCGGGACGCUCUGCCAGCAUCCGAGGAAGUGUAACCUGACAGAGGAACAGAGCAAUAGUCUGUGUGAAUCGGCAGAUGGCAUAUUGUGCUCGGGAAAGGGCUCCUGCCACUGUGGAAAGUGCCUUUGUUCUGCUGAAGAAUGGUACAUUUCAGGAGAAUUCUGCGACUGUGAUGACAGGGACUGCGACAAACAUGAUGGGCUCAUUUGCACAGGGAAUGGAAUCUGUAGCUGUGGAAACUGUGAAUGCUGGGACGGAUGGAACGGAAAUGCCUGUGAAAUCUGGCUCGGCACGGAAUACCCUUAACGAUUACAUGGCAGGGAACCGGGUUCUUCUUUCUUCUCGGCCCUCAGAACGUAUAAAUGCAGAGGAAACCAUGUAUAAUCACCACUACGACAGGUCAACAAGACUAUGUAUGUUUUUCUCUUUCUGAAUGCCUGAAUGAAAUCUGGGUACCCAUUAAAAAUGAGUUAAGCAAUUCUGAUGAAAAUAGCAUCAGAAAAAACUUUUCCUACCUUCAUUUACAUCAGUGGUUCUCAACAAGGGCAAACUUUACCACCCAGAAAACGCUUGACAGUAAUGUUUACAGGUAAUUUUGAUGGUCACCCUGGGAGGCGUGGAAGGCGUGUUAGGGGUGGAUAUCCAGUGGGUGGGCACCAGGGAUGCUGUGAACGUCCUCUGGGGUACAGGACAGUCCCCCCACAGCAAAGACUGACCUGACUUCACAUGUCAAGGGUGCCUGAGCUGAGAAACAUUGAAUUACAUGGUUGUUAGAAAUGUACAACCCUGUACAAGAAAGACCAUAUUUGUGCCUAAGGAAAAAAUACAGCCUCACAUAAAUCCAUUGAUCAUAUUUUGCCAGGAUUCCAUAUCACUCAUCAUUUCCAUGGAGACGUAAGGUAUCCAGACACACAUAGGACAUGGGGCAGAAACUACAUCAUCAGUGCUUUUGAAAAAAAGAAAUAAACCUGGUCAUUUUAGCCAUUAAGUCAUUUGUCUUAUCCCCCUUUAGACUCACACACAAAAAAGACUCUCUUAAAAUGAAGGAAGAUAUUAUGAAAAAUGUACCAGUCAACAUUUUAAAUAAAUAGUGACAUAACUUGCUUAUAUUCUGUGUCAGUAUAUAUUUACCUACUGAGGAUUAACUUCCCAAAAUGAAUUUUUAUUCAGGGGUAUCUAUUUUCUAUUUCUAGAACAUUUUUUAAUAUUGGGCAGGGGUUACAUGUAUAAGAAUUCUAAUUUUUUUACUAUUUAAACUACUCCAUGGUAACUUGCCUUUUAAAAAGACAGCAUAUAGUUAGAUGUAUGAUGGGCCUGAAAUAUACAUUCACCUCCCUUAAAAACUCUUAUUUGUAAGGAUACAUUACUUAUUGGAAAAGUAGGCUCAUGCAAAGAAAUCAAGAAAUUAUAUUAAGAUUAAAAGUCUCAAAAGCUCAGAGGGUUUAAAAAAAAAAUCCAGAAAUGCCUGAAAUAGAAAUUACAAGUAUUCAGUCAAUAAUAAGAACAAAAUGUUUAUUUUCUUAAUGGUGAAAUUCUGCUCUGUAUGAAAUCCACAUUGAAUUAUGAAAAUGUACAAUAAUUCAGACUUCCCUUACAUAUUUACAGUUAAAUCUACUUAUACACAUUAGUUAGGCAACCCUUAAUUAUUUAGAGCUAAUAAAAACCCCACUUUUUUUUCCUAAAGGUGACUUCUAUCUUGUAAAAUCCUAGAAUAAUAUAACAAAAUCAUUUCCACAUUAAGAUGAAAAGUUUUACUUGGAAAUUUUCCUUGAUGAUGUAAAUAUUCUAGAGUUGUGGCUUGGACUUUUCUAAGUCACAUCACCAAAAAUAAGGAAAAUAUGCAUCUGCUGAGUUACUGAAAAUUUUAAUAUUGAAAAUUAUUUAAGAUAAAAUUUAACUGAUGCUGAUUUUGAUAGUACUAAUAGUGUUCUUGUACUUUAAGAGAUUUAUAAAAUUGUCAUUUCUAUCCUGAGAUUAAGGAGCGCAACCAUGUGAUUGUAUCUCUAGUCUCAAGCAUAUCAAUCAAUAUAUCAGUUUUUGUAAAUGAGGGAAAUAGAAGCUGUGAAGGAACAAUACAGAUUAUACUCUUUCCUCUUCUCUCUCUAAACCCUUUAACCCUCAAACAAAGCUGUUAUUGUUCAGCUGCAGUUCUGAUGCCUUAUGUGAUGCUGCACAGACACUGAACUUCAGUACCUUAUCCAGCCAUCAUAAUUUGCACAAAAGACCUUCAUGUUCCUUUCUUGUAGAACUUUCCUUUCUAUAAAGGACCAGAUGGUAAAUAGUUUAGACUUUGUGGGUCAUAUACAUCUCUGUUACAAAUUCUUGUUUGUUUUCAUUUAAUAUUUUAAAGCUGAAAAAACAAAUUCAUUCUGAGCUCCUGGACUGUAAGAAACAUUGGGAGAUGGAUUUGGCUUGUACCCAAGCAGGAGUUUGCCAGCCUCUGCUCUACUGAAACUGCUCUUAGCUUCCUCUCUUAUCACAUAACCCUUGGUGUGUCUUCUUUUUCUUAUCAUUCUCUGUAUCUGUUAACCCUUUUCAUUAACAGCACCUACAACAAAAAUGCUGUUCUUUUUCUGUUUUCAUUUAACAAAAUGUCCUUAGCAUUCAUGUUUUCUUUUUUAAGAAAAAGUUAAAAUAUGGAGAAAUUAGUGUAUUAUAAAGUUCAAAAUGUGAUUGGUCCAAAUUUUUUGACAAAGCUGAAAAUAUAAUUCAGCUCUAUUCUGGGGUUUAUUUAGCUCGGAAUUAUUGAGCCAAAAGGAAAUUACGGCAUUAAUUCACAUGGUACCUACACGCUAAUGAAUAUUUUUCUUCUAAAACAAAAAUAUUUUCAUUUUACCACUUUCUGUCUGCUGCAGCAGUUCUUGUGUGUGUUUAUGUAUGAUUUUGGGUCUCUAGCAAUGCAGACAUCAAUAGAUCUAUGAAGACGUGAUUUAACUUACAUGUUUAACUUGGAGAAAAAUAAACAUAGUUACGUACAAAGACAUAAAUUUCUACCCUUCUUAGAUGUGAUUUUGUACUUUGACUUUUGAUUCCAUUGCUUAGAUAGAAACUCCCUCUUCAAAAAAAAAAAAAAAGGCAGGGCAAGAAUAAACUUAUAACAGUUGGAGGGAAAUUUUAUUGGCUCAUUCAAGUUGGUCAGUAGUAAUGGUGGAAAUACGUCAAUUGGGGAAGGAUACAUGUUUGCCAAUGGUGUUAGCACCAACCCAGUUUGCUUGGCAAACCAUCACUAAGGAAUUCCUCCAUAAAGGACUUUUGAAUAAGAGUCUACAAACAUCCUGAGACCUAAGAGAAUCACCCUGGACUCUGAGCUAAUCUGGAUUCUCACCAUGCAUUGGAAGGAAUGGCCUCCACCACUUCGAAUGUGAAUACAACAUGGGGAUUAGACCAAAUGAGAGAGAAAACCAAGAGAAAACAAAAACAAGACAUAAUUCAACCUUUGUUUGCAGACUCACUAUCAAAGCUUUUGAAACCCCAUUCAGUAUUGAGUCAACAGGCCACUUUGUAAGCAAACAAAGCUACUCUAAAAAAUGUAUUUUACUCCAGAGUAACACAAUUCACAUCUGGAGUCUGAGAUGCCUGUGUUUAGCUCAACAGCUAUCCCUGGAUAUAGACUCCUUCUAAAAUGUUCGUACUCCCUCUAAUAUUAGGGAGAGAACUUUCAAUGAAGUGGUACAUGUCUAACUUUUAAGUCGAGAAGUAUUUUUUUCUUGUUUUUUAAAAAAGAGCCAAGUCUGAUAUUGGUCAUCCUGAAAACAGCUGUUUUAGUGCUUUAAGCAUUCAUUAAGCAACUGGCCAGGUAUGAUAAAGAAACUCCUCUUGCACUCCAAGAGGCAAAUAACUGGACCACGGCAGGAGUCUUAUGGGUUCAUCAUGGCACUUUUGAAGCCAGUCCUUAACCCAAAACACUCAGGGCAAAGGAACAUUUGGAGCAAGAACCUCUACAUUCUCCAAGAUUUGUAAUGGAAUGAUGCUCAAUUCCAUUGUACUCUUUAUAUAGGUUGGACCAUUUGCCUCUCUUCUCUAAUUUUUUCAGGUUAAGUUGUAGUGAAAUAUUUUAGCAAACAUAAGAAAAUAAAAUGAUAUCACUUGAAAUAUUAAAACAAUAAACAUUCCAGAGCAUUGUUGAGGAAUGAGUGAAGCAACAGCUACCAUAACAGAUCAGCAGACAUAACCCUUCCACACCAGACAUGAAUGCAAAAGGCAUGCGAUACUGGAAAGACUCGAUAAAAUCAACAUACGUACAUGUAGGUACAGAUCACAUGGUGGUCUCCAAAUACAAACGAAUUCCAUCAGAUUUACUGUACAGAGUAUCAAUGGCGACAGAUUGCACUUAAAACAGCAAACUUAGUUUUUGAGGGGAGAAAAAUGGUGGAGUCUUAUCCUGGAAAAAUAGCAAAAGAGGUAUCAUCAAAGAGCUAAAAUCUUCUUUGGCAUGGUAAAGGGGGAGACUGAGUUUACCAAACUUAUUUACAUGACACUUCUCUAUAUCUGUGGGUGAUGCAAUGCCAUUUUGUUACAUAAAGUUGUUCAAUGUUUUGGAAUAUGCCUUCAUAUAAAUAUUUUAUUCAAUGUGUUGUAUUUAUGAAUACAACAAAUGAUAUUAAACACAGAAACUGCACAAUGCAGACAGACUCUUUGUAUGUAGAUUGAGUAAUACACACCAGUGGCUCUUGAAACACAGGUCCUACAACAUGCAGUUCAUCAGUGCUGUCCUCGUUCCAUGCAACAGGUCAGACCAGACACAGAGGAAAUGAUCUAACUAAAUCACAAAUAACAAGGACCCCUCUGCAGUACGUCUAAACAUAUAUUAGAAGAAAGUAUUUUGACAUCCAUUCAUAGGGAUAAAUGCCCUUAUAGAUAACUCAUGUAAAAAACAAAACAGAGGUACACAUUUACUGAAAUCUCAUUCAUUUACAAAAAUAAAUCUUGUCAUAAUUUUAACCAAUAAACAAGCUUGCAGGAGAGAAAAAGAAACCAGCAAGUAGGGCUGAUUACCAAAAACAUAUAGGUGGGGUUUUUUGAUGUGUGUGUGUGUGUGUGUGUGUGUGCACGUGCACCUGCACGCACGUGCAUGGUAGGGUCAGUCCAUCUAACUGGAAUUUCAAGUUGUUAUUCACAGUUUGUCACAUACUAUGGAGUAUAUGUCUUCCCUAAAAAUUGAUUAAUUCAUCUAAUGUAUUUUAACUUAGCCUAUUAAAAAUAAUAGGCUUUGAAAUGGUGUAAUAAGAAAUCAAGAGAGGUCAAAAGAAUCAUUUUGUUGUAUUUGUACUUUAGCAUUAUCAACAAUAAAUCUACUCAGAUGUUAUGCUAACUUUUUAUUUAUUAAAGUGGAAUUCAAUAUGAAAAUGAAAUAAGCAUAAACAGUUAAAUUGAUAGUAAAUCUUUAAUCAGCUAAGCAGGCCAAAAUUGUUAAAGGCUGGGCAAAGGCUGUCAUGGAGACUUAGGAAAGCAGUGACAAAAUAAUUUCCCAGUAAAUACAGUGCAGAUGGGAGAAAAUGGCGACUGGGUCAUCCUUCCACAUGGAAAAUAACAAGAGGCCAGUACAUGGAUACCACAUAUAGUUUUCUAUAAAUGAGGUUCAGUUUGGUCUCAAUUAACUGUUCAGAGGAGAAAAACAUUGAAAUUUAUUAAGUAUACACAGUUAACAAAUAUAUUUCCAAACAGUUUAGUAUCAAACAUUUUGAAACUCUUUAGAGCCAAUGGUGAACAUUUUGCAUGGUUUCUUCACUGUGGAGUCAACUGUUCCUGGACUUUCUCAGUUGCUGUCUUCCCUAAGCUCAGGAUUCAGCA